This is a messenger RNA of Talpa occidentalis (Iberian mole), 6204 nucleotides long. It is a transcript of the gene PPIP5K2, whose product is annotated as diphosphoinositol pentakisphosphate kinase 2. NCBI's taxonomy places the organism in Eukaryota, Metazoa, Chordata, Mammalia, Eulipotyphla, Talpidae. Gene Ontology annotation, biological process: inositol metabolic process; inositol phosphate biosynthetic process. Gene Ontology annotation, molecular function: inositol hexakisphosphate kinase activity; diphosphoinositol pentakisphosphate kinase activity; 5-diphosphoinositol pentakisphosphate 1-kinase activity. Gene Ontology annotation, cellular component: cytosol. Bases 877 to 4605 code for a protein of 1242 amino acids. The record is from RefSeq and is a predicted model, not a curated record. The transcript has 32 exons.
CGCCUUACUUUAAAAAAUCUCUAGGAACGACAAAGCACACUAGAGCGACCACUCACCGAAGUGGCCCUAAAGGCAAGCGACAGGAUUUAAGCUUCCUCUCGCGACUUAUCUGGUGCUGCCGGAAGCGGAACUCCUCGAGACUAAGCGCUCAGGAGCCCUUGUGGAGCUUCCGUCAGGGAACAUCUCGGCGGACCGUUUGACUGUUGCCGGAAAUCCUUCCGCCCGGUGCGCUUUCUGUGUGAGACCAAAGCAGGAGGGGAAGAGGCGUGACUCGAGAUUCGAGCGAUGUAGUAGUGCCUUGCAGCACCUCUCUGUGGCCCUUCUGCUGCACCGACGACGGAAGACUCAAGUCCACGCCGCUGCUGGAGUCUCUCGACUAACACCUCACCCCUUCCCUCAGGACUAAAAGGCAAACCGAGACCUAAAUGGGCUUGACUGCUUCCUGCAGCUCGCGUGACAGUCGCAGCCUUGGCAGGCUGGUAAGAUGACGACAACGGCCAAUAACUGAGUUCUUAUUUGUUGAGCCAAGUGGUUUUCAUAUCUAAUUCACUCCUUUCAACAAUUCCAUGAGGCAAAUCGGAUUAUUCUUCUCAUUUUACAAAGGUAAAAAGAUUGCUGUGUCAACUUACUGAAGCAAUAGUCUCACUAUCUUCAUCUUUUAAACUCCAUUAACAGUGAAGCAGUAAUAUCCAGGAACAAAAGAACAUAUGCCAACUACCUGUCAUCACAAUUUCAAGUGAUUGUAUAAGCAGAAACAAGCUGCAACAGACCUACGUGUCAGCUGGUAUCGAAAGAAUGCUUUUUUCUGAUACUGUUUAUUUAAAAGCAGUUUCACUAUAGCACAUUUAAAUUUUAUCUAUAGCAAAUGAAAUAAAAAUGAGUGAAGCUCCCAGAUUCUUUGUCGGGCCUGAAGAUACAGAAAUAAACCCUGGAAAUUAUCGACAUUUUUUCCACCAUACGGAAGAAGAUGAGGAGGAGGAAGAUGAGUCUCCACCAGAAAGGCAGAUUGUGGUUGGAAUAUGUUCCAUGGCAAAGAAAUCCAAAUCUAAACCAAUGAAAGAAAUUCUUGAACGGAUCUCCUUAUUUAAAUAUAUCACAGUCGUAGUAUUUGAAGAGGAAGUUAUUUUGAAUGAACCAGUGGAAAACUGGCCUUUAUGUGAUUGUCUUAUUUCUUUCCAUUCUAAAGGAUUUCCACUGGACAAAGCAGUUGCCUAUGCAAAACUCAGGAAUCCAUUUGUAAUCAAUGACUUGAAUAUGCAGUAUCUCAUACAAGAUAGGAGAGAAGUAUAUAGUAUUCUUCAAGCUGAAGGUAUUUUACUUCCCCGCUACGCAAUUUUGAACCGUGAUCCAAAUAAUCCCAAAGAAUGCAAUCUGAUUGAAGGAGAAGAUCAUGUAGAAGUAAAUGGGGAAGUUUUCCAAAAGCCAUUUGUAGAAAAACCAGUCAGUGCAGAAGAUCACAAUGUUUACAUUUAUUAUCCAACCUCUGCCGGUGGUGGAAGUCAAAGACUUUUUCGAAAGAUUGGUAGUAGAAGUAGCGUUUACUCUCCAGAAAGCAAUGUACGAAAAACGGGCUCAUAUAUAUAUGAAGAGUUUAUGCCCACAGAUGGUACUGAUGUUAAGGUUUAUACAGUGGGCCCAGAUUAUGCCCAUGCUGAAGCUCGAAAAUCUCCAGCACUCGAUGGCAAGGUGGAACGAGAUAGUGAAGGAAAAGAAGUAAGAUACCCUGUUAUUCUCAAUGCACGAGAGAAAUUAAUUGCUUGGAAAGUGUGCCUUGCAUUUAAGCAAACAGUUUGUGGCUUUGAUUUAUUACGAGCCAAUGGACAGUCCUAUGUCUGUGAUGUCAAUGGCUUCAGUUUUGUGAAAAAUUCCAUGAAGUAUUAUGAUGAUUGUGCAAAAAUACUUGGCAAUAUUGUAAUGCGAGAGCUUGCUCCACAAUUUCAUAUCCCCUGGUCAAUACCCUUAGAAGCUGAAGAUAUCCCAAUUGUACCAACUACAUCUGGAACUAUGAUGGAACUUAGAUGUGUCAUUGCUGUCAUACGUCAUGGAGAUCGAACACCAAAACAGAAAAUGAAAAUGGAAGUGAGGCAUCAAAAGUUUUUCGAUCUUUUUGAAAAGUGUGAUGGAUAUAAAUCUGGAAAAUUGAAACUCAAGAAGCCAAAACAAUUACAGGAGGUGCUAGAUAUUGCACGACAACUGCUGAUGGAACUGGGACAAAAUAAUGAUUCCGAAAUUGAAGAAAACAAGUCAAAACUUGAACAGCUCAAAACCGUGUUAGAGAUGUAUGGCCAUUUUUCUGGAAUAAAUCGUAAAGUUCAAUUAACUUAUCUCCCUCAUGGAUGUCCUAAAACAUCCAGUGAAGAGGAAGACAGCAGAAGAGAAGAACCUUCCUUACUUUUGGUUCUAAAAUGGGGAGGAGAACUAACCCCUGCUGGUAGGGUUCAAGCUGAAGAACUUGGAAGAGCUUUCAGGUGUAUGUAUCCUGGAGGUCAAGGAGAUUAUGCAGGAUUUCCUGGUUGUGGUUUACUUAGAUUACAUAGUACCUACCGUCAUGACCUCAAAAUAUAUGCCUCUGAUGAGGGACGAGUCCAGAUGACUGCAGCUGCUUUUGCAAAGGGGCUGUUAGCUCUAGAAGGAGAGCUUACUCCCAUUCUUGUUCAGAUGGUUAAGAGUGCAAAUAUGAACGGCCUUUUGGACAGUGAUAGUGACUCUUUAAGCAGUUGUCAGCAACGCGUAAAAGCAAGACUUCAUGAAAUACUUCAGAAAGACAGAGACUUUACUGCUGAGGAUUAUGAAAAGCUUACUCCCUCUGGAAGCAUUUCUCUUAUCAAAUCAAUGCAUUUAAUUAAAAAUCCUGUGAAGACCUGUGACAAAGUUUAUUCUUUGAUACAAAGUUUGACUUCUCAAAUCAGACAUCGAAUGGAAGAUCCCAAAUCAUCAGAUAUCCAACUUUAUCACAGUGAGACAUUAGAACUUAUGCUACGCAGAUGGUCCAAGCUGGAAAAAGACUUUAAAACCAAAAAUGGAAGAUAUGACAUAAGUAAAAUCCCUGAUAUAUAUGACUGUAUAAAAUAUGAUGUCCAGCAUAACGGUUCCCUGAAAUUAGAAAAUACAAUGGAAUUAUAUAGACUUUCAAAGGCAUUAGCAGAUAUUGUUAUCCCUCAGGAGUAUGGUAUAACUAAAGCUGAAAAACUGGAGAUUGCCAAAGGCUACUGCACUCCUCUAGUCAGAAAAAUUCGUUCAGAUCUUCAGAGGACACAAGAUGAUGACACCGUAAAUAAACUUCAUCCUGUGUAUUCCAGAGGUGUUUUGUCUCCUGAACGCCAUGUCCGUACCAGAUUAUAUUUCACUAGUGAAAGUCAUGUACAUUCUUUAUUAUCUAUUCUUCGCUAUGGUGCCUUAUGCAAUGAGUCAAAGGAUGAGCAGUGGAAACGAGCCAUGGAUUAUUUAAAUGUUGUCAAUGAACUCAACUACAUGACUCAGAUUGUUAUCAUGCUUUAUGAGGAUCCUAACAAGGAUCUUUCUUCAGAGGAGCGCUUUCAUGUUGAAUUACACUUUAGUCCAGGAGCCAAAGGAUGUGAAGAAGAUAAAAAUUUACCAUCUGGUUAUGGAUAUAGGCCAGCUUCAAGAGAGAAUGAAGGUAGGAGAUCUAAAUUUGAUAAUGAGGAUGAACCACAUACUUCUAAAAAAGAUGAGCCUGAUCGAGCUGUGAUACUGUUCAAACCUAUGGUAUCAGAGCCAAUUCAUAUACACAGGAAAUCUCCGCUUCCACGAUCUAGGAAGAUGGCUACAAAUGAAGAAGAGAGCCCCCUGAGUGUGUCUAGCCCAGAGGGUACUGGUACCUGGCUGCAUUAUACCAGUGGUGUGGGUACUGGGCGUCGAAGACGCAGAUCAGGGGAACAAAUCACUUCUUCCCCUGUCUCCCCCAAAUCAUUGGCUUUCACAUCCAGUAUUUUUGGCUCAUGGCAACAGGUUGUAUCUGAAAAUACUAAUUAUCUGCGAACACCAAGAACUCUUGUGGAACAGAAGCAGAACCCUACUCUAGGGUCUCACUGUGCGGGCCUGUUUAGCACCUCGGUGCUCGGGGGUUCUUCAAGCGCACCUAACCUACAGGAUUAUGCUCGUACUCAUCGUAAAAAGCUGACCUCUUCUGGCUGCAUAGAUGACGCCACACGCGGUUCUGCUGUUAAAAGGUUUUCUAUCUCAUUUGCUCGACACCCAACCAAUGGCUUUGAGUUGUAUUCCAUGGUGCCAUCUAUUUGUCCUCUAGAAACUCUUCACAAUGCCCUGUCUUUAAAGCAGGUGGAUGAAUUUCUUGCUUCCAUUGCUUCUCCAUCAAAUGAAGUUCCACGGAGGACUCCUGAAAUUGCCUCUGCAGCUUCCCGUACCAGUCCAGUAAUGAGAAGAAAAGUAUCUUUAAAUACAUACACACCUGCAAAGAUCCUCCCAACGCCACCAACUACCUUAAAGUGUGCUAAAACAAGCAGUAAACCAGCUACCAGUGGACCUUCCAGUGCAGUUGUUUCUAAUACCUCAUCUCGAAAAAAGGGUAUAACUAGCAAAACAGAAACGCAUGAUCACAAAAAACCUACUGGGAAAAAGAAAUGAAAUCCUCUUAGCAGAAGCAGAACUCCUUAUAUUUAAGAAAAUGUCAUGCUAAGUAGAAAGUACAUUUAUUUAUUAAGCCUUGACUGGAGACUGUCAAAGCAAGUAAUUUAUGUUUUUCCCUUUAUAUCUCUGUAUUCAUUUAAAAAUAUGUUAAAUCUGGAGAAUUCUUUGUAUGUAUUCAGAUAAGGAACUUUUGUUAUGAUCUGGAAAUGAUUAUUAGCAUUUUAUAAGUACCAAAACUUAUGGUGAUAAAGGUCUGUCGUUUUAAUAUGAUGUUUACCAUGUGCCUGUGUUUUCUGAAGAAAAGGAACAUGAAAGCCCAGAUAUCCUGAACUGGUGUCAUAGUGUAAAGCUAUUUAUUAAAGAAUCUUUAAGGUGACCUCUGUAUACUUUCAUUUUCAAAGGAUUUCAUCUUGGCUAUAAAAACCUGUAGCUUGGAUUAAAAUUUAUAGCUGGGAUUACAUACUGGGAACUUUUAAAAGGUAUAUUUCCCAAGAUAUUUCACUGACCAUUUAGAUUAGAAGCACCCCUGCCCCCAGUUGUUAUAAUUACAUAUAUGCUGCAAUAUUUAAUAACUGGAGUAUUAGCAUAUUAGCAUAUGGGUUUGUUUUUUUCAAUCUGUUCUUUGAAUUUUUUUAUUUUGUGUUAUUUAAAAUAUUACAUACAUAUACAGCUGGGAUACCUAUACCUUUAUGCAUAUAAAUUUGUAUGAAAUAAUUUCUUUAUCUGUUUCCUUACCAUAAGGUGCUUCUGCUCAUCAGGAAAAUUUUUGCUUAUAUUGGCAAGAAAGAUAUCUUUAGAGUUUCUUUUAAGAGCUAUGGUUGACAAGUUCAUAAAUGUUAUACUCAUUUUCUGAGUUCUUUUUAGAUCUAAGGAACUCAGUUCAAAAAUGGAAAUCAUCAAUGUGAGAAGAAUAUCUCAAUUCUAUAGUUAGUAGGUAUUAUGUGUCACACUGUUUUUACCAUUUCCAUUUCUGUCUCUAAGUGUAUCAGUUGAUCUCACCAAAAAAAGCUUAAAGAUUGAGCAUUUGAAAUAAAUGGACUUCUCAUAUGAUUAGAUUUUUGAAGAGAAUUGAUAUCAUUGUGUUGUGAUUUCAUCUUUGAUGUGGAAAAUAUUUAUUAUCCUUGGUGCUUUUUUUAACCCCUGAUGCACAAAUAAUUAUGCACUUGAAAUGACUUAAGCUAUAAAGCAGACUAUUCAACCUGUUAAGAAUUCCAUCCAUUGCCAGUCAGGUAAUUUAAAUUGCUAAAACUUAGCUUGAAGCUUACAUUUAGAAAAAUUAAUAAAUUCUCAUAUGAAUACAACUUUUAAAAUUCUUCAAGAGACUCUCCUGACCAUCAUAUAUGAACUGACUUUUAGAAGAUAAGCAUAUUACAUCUUAGUUAUAAAAGGUACCAGAUGCAACAGUCAUAAGUAUGUAUGUAUAAUUGUGUAAUUCGUAUACUUCUCAUGAAUGUAAGUAUAUUAUACAGUGACAUGUCUUGUAAACAGUUAAAUGUUCCUAAGCUUUCUGUAUGUGAAAAUGUGGUUAAUAUGUUCAUUGUGGGAGUAAGAAAGCUGCUUUUAUUUUUUAAGUGAAACUGAAUUAAAAUAUUUUAU